GCUUCCCGUGUUUAGUAGUAUAAUACUUAUUUGAGCGAUCUGAGUCAUUUUCAUUUUUUUAAACGAAAACUCAUUAUUUUUGUACAUCGAACGCCAAAGAGGGAAAAAUUAGACAUGUUAGAAUGAGCAGUCUACUGGAAUACUGGAAUGCAGCUGUUUAUAUUUUCUAAUUCAAAACUGGGUUUUUUGUUUUGUGCGUACUGCGUAGGUUAUAUGAGAUAAUGUUGUGUGUGCUGGUUUAAUCACGUCAAGGAAUCAUUAUUAUUAUUUUUUCAGAAACAAUGCUAGUGUAUGAAUUGUGUAGUGUAGAGAUAUAAUUCUAAGAUUGAAAAAUAUUUAAUUAAACAUGUUAGAUAUCAAAGUUACGCCGUUAGGAGCCGGUCAAGAUGUGGGCCGAAGUUGUAUUUUACUUUCCAUGGGAGGUAAAAACAUAAUGUUGGAUUGUGGAAUGCAUAUGGGUUUUAAUGAUGAAAGAAGAUUUCCCGACUUUUCGUACAUUGCACCGGACGGUCCAGCUAAUAGUUACAUUGAUUGUGUCAUUAUUUCACAUUUUCAUCUUGAUCACUGUGGAGCACUCCCAUAUUUUACUGAAGUAUUUGGUUAUACCGGGCCAGUUUACAUGACAUAUCCAACUAAGGCAAUUGCACCAAUUUUGCUUGAAGAUAUGCGUAAGGUGGCUGUGGAGAAAAAAGGCGACAGCAAUUUUUUCACUUCGCAGAAUAUUAAAGACUGCAUGAAAAAAGUAAUUACUGUUACACUGCACCAAUCUGUUAUGGUUGACAGUAAAUUGGAGAUUAAAGCGUACUAUGCGGGGCACGUUUUGGGUGCUGCGAUGUUCUGGAUCAGGGUUGGCUCGCAAUCUGUAGUGUAUACAGGCGACUACAAUAUGACACCGGACCGUCACUUAGGUGCAGCUUGGAUUGACAAAUGCCGUCCAGAUAUCCUGAUAAGUGAAUCUACUUACGCUACAACAAUCCGUGACUCCAAGCGAUGCAGAGAGCGUGAUUUUCUGAAGAAAAUUCACGAGUGUAUUGACAGGGGUGGGAAAGUGUUGAUUCCUGUUUUCGCACUUGGGAGAGCUCAAGAACUGUGCAUAUUGCUGGAGACUUACUGGGAGAGAAUGAACCUCAAAGUGCCAGUGUACUUUGGAACAGGUCUAACAGAGAAAGCGAAUAACUACUAUAAAAUGUUCAUUACGUGGACAAACCAAAAAAUAAGGAAAACCUUUGUCCAGAGGAACAUGUUCGACUUCAAACACAUAAAACCGUUUGAUAAGUCGUACAUAGAUAAUCCUGGUGCAAUGGUCGUGUUUGCAUCACCAGGUAUGCUGCAUGCCGGUUUGUCGCUUCACAUCUUCAAAAAAUGGGCACCAAACGAGAACAACAUGGUUAUAAUGCCAGGAUUUUGCGUAGUGGGCACCGUGGGACACAAAAUACUGAACGGCGUCAAACGGAUAGAGUUCGAGGGCCGCCAGAUCGUGGAGGUGAAGAUGUCGGUGCAGUACAUGUCUUUCUCUGCGCAUGCAGACGCAAAGGGAAUCAUGCAGCUCAUCCAGUACUGCGAGCCAAAGAACGUGUUGUUGGUCCACGGGGAGGCGGCGAAGAUGGAGUUCCUUAAGACGAAGAUAGAGAAGGAGUUCGACCUGAAGUGCUACAUGCCGGCCAACGGGGAGACGUGCGUCGUGAAGUCAGACGUGAAGGUGCCGGUGUCCGUGUCUCUGAGGCUGCUCAAGGAGGAGGCCAAGAAGAGCAGCGCGCUGCCCCCGGACCCCAAGCGGCAGCGCAUCAUCCACGGGGUCCUGGUGUCCAGGGACAUGUCGACGUGCCUCAUGGACGUCGACGAGGCGUGCGAGGAGGCGGGAAUCAGCCGCCACGCGAUCCGCUUCACGUCCACGCUGCGGCUGGACGACUCUGGGCCGGCGUCGCGCACGGCGGAGAGGCUGGCGCAGCUUGUGGGCGCGCGGCUGAAGGGCCUGCCUGUCGCCUUCACCGACUUCACCAUCUCCGUCGAGUCGGUCAUCGUCAAGGUGGAGGCGAGCGACGAGGACCAGAAAACUGUGUAUGUGUCGUGGGACAAUCAGGACGAGGAACUGGGCAGCCACAUUUUGGAGCUCCUGAAGAGCAUGGGGAACUGACUAGCAUCCUUUGCAUUGAGGAGUUACUGCGGAACUCAUGAUGUCAAGUGCAUCUCUUGGGUACUUUUGACUGAGUCUGCUGUGCAGCAGUACCUAAUGAAGCUGAGCUGUUUCUCCCACUUUCUAACAGAAGACCUGAGGGCUGUUGUGGGAGAGGAAAGUGGUGGUGUUUAUGAACAUUAAAAAAAAUGGUUAAUAUGUAGUUUAGCGGUAUUUGCGAGAGAAAAAAAUGUUAAAAAUCCGAAAUUACUUUUAUUAUAUGCUCUUUAACAUCCUCUUUUCAUUAAACCCGGCAGAGAUAAGAAAUUCCAAAUACUUUAGGAGAUAUCGCCGUUCUUAUUUUGCAAUACAAGACCUGUGCAAUUAUUUGACCGCUACAAUUUUUUUAUUUUGCAGUGUGUUUGUGAAUGCCUAAUUAAUUAAAAUGAUCGAUUAGGCCAGGUUAGUUACAUUAUUAAUACUUUCAAACUAAGUGGACAUUAAAAAUAAUGUGAAUUAAUUUUAAUGGUUGUUUAGUUUUAAAGUACUUAUAAUGUAACUGACCUGACCAAACAAACCGGGACAAAUGAUGAACAGUAGGAACUCUCGUAAUUUUUUUUUUUUUUACUUAUUAUUUGCGCAACAAUAUUCAAAUAACAAAUAAAACAUUAAAAUUUGAAACGUUAAAAACCCACCUAAGUUAGAGGUGGGUACCAUGCCAUUAGUAGAAAAUGAUGUAAUCGUUCACCUACGUCGCAAAAAAAAAAAAUUCAUACUCGUAAACAAGAAACCAGGGAGCAUCUAUGCAAGAAACUGGUGAAAACCACAUGAAUGCACAGGUAUUGUUAUGAAAAUUAAAAAAAUUUGAUAUCUCCUAAAGUAUUUGGAAUUUCUUAUCUCUGCCAGGUUUAAUGAAAAGAGGAAGUUAAAAAGCAUAGAAUAAAAGUAUUUUCAAAAUUUUUAAUUUUUUUUAACAAAUAUCACCCAACUAUGAAAAUUAAAAAAUUCGACAUCUAAAGUAUUUGGAAUUUCUUAUCUCCACCGGGUUUAAUGAAAAGAGGGAGUUAAAGAGCAUAUAUUUUUUGGAUUUUUAACAUUUUUUUUUUCUUCGCAAAUACUGCUAAACUACAUAUUUACCAAAAAAAAUAUGUAUACAUCAGUGAUUAACUUGCAUGGGAUUCAUGAAGGUUCAAAUCGACUUACAACCAUCAUACAAGUGGUUGUAAAUAAACAAAAUUGUACAAAAUGUUUUUUGAUUAAAUGCCAUAUUUUUGUAGCCUAAACAAUUUUGGUCCAUGUUUUUCACCACAGGCUUUCGUGGCCUUGUUCUAUUGACAUUGUGUUCUUUUAGGUCCUGAGCACCUAGACAUUCAACAGUAUUGCUCUUAAAGAAAAACCACACUGUGCAUUGCAAAGAUAAAAACAUUGCUAUUUAACUAAAAGUACAAAAAAGUUAUAUAACAUUUGUAUUUCUAAGCUUUAUGCACUUGUACUUCUGCUGUAGUACUGUGCCGCACAGUUUUUUGUUGCAAAGGAAUAUGAAAAGUGGCUGAACCCUACAGUAAAAUAUUUAACUUUUAAAUAAUUUUAUCUUGGCACAAAACUGGGUCUUCAGAUAGGCAGUACUGUUAUAAGUAGUUACCUACUUUACAUUGUAAACCAUUCUGUAAAAAAUUAUGUACAUAUUUUUGUGUAGUUUGUGUCAACUUAUGUUUGUCUCAGAUUGUUAUUCUAUACUUGAUUGUAAUAGUGACUUGACAUGUCAUUUCUUUUCAUAAACUUGUUAAUUGCA
Messenger RNA from Bacillus rossius redtenbacheri, 3905 nucleotides. RefSeq names its product integrator complex subunit 11 (gene IntS11). The transcript has a single exon. Gene Ontology annotation, biological process: snRNA processing. The coding region runs from base 347 to 2134 and encodes 595 amino acids. The record is from RefSeq and is a predicted model, not a curated record. NCBI's taxonomy places the organism in Eukaryota, Metazoa, Arthropoda, Insecta, Phasmatodea, Bacillidae. Gene Ontology annotation, molecular function: RNA endonuclease activity. Gene Ontology annotation, cellular component: nucleus.